Molecule: messenger RNA, 453 nt
Organism: Metarhizium brunneum ARSEF 3297
Lineage: Eukaryota; Fungi; Ascomycota; Sordariomycetes; Hypocreales; Clavicipitaceae
Product: Alkaline proteinase
Biological process (GO): proteolysis
Molecular function (GO): serine-type endopeptidase activity
Source: RefSeq, a predicted model, not a curated record
AUGGUCGAUGCGUGGAAUCAGGGUGUCCUUAUAUUCUUCGCAGCGGGAAAUAACGCAAUAGAAGUAUCUCAGGACUUGUAUCCCUACCCAAUGGCUAUUUCCAGUCCUCACAUAACCGUCGGUUCAUUGUCAGAGAAUUGGGACAAGGCGCCUCACUCUAAUUUUGGUCCUCUCGUCGAUAUAUAUGCUCCUGGUCAAAACAUUACCGUCCUCAAUAGAAGGAGCGGCGUUAGAGCCGUAGAUGGCACUUCUUUCGCAUCACCUCUCGUCGCCGGCAUGGCGCUAACCUUGUUAGCAAAGAUGGAUCCCUUACCCAAGGCUGAGGAUACAGCUAGGAUUCUGGCUACGCAAAUUCUUGAUCUUGCUACCGAACAUAAAGUUGGGGCCAUCCCUGGAGCUGGACCUGCUGAAUACCAGCGUGUUGCCUUUAAUGGAGGACUGGAUCCCCGGUAA